Molecule: messenger RNA, 1875 nt
Organism: Nasonia vitripennis (jewel wasp)
Lineage: Eukaryota; Metazoa; Arthropoda; Insecta; Hymenoptera; Pteromalidae
Exons: 3
Coding region: 366-1148 (260 amino acids)
Source: RefSeq, a predicted model, not a curated record
AGUCCGAGCUUACGUGUGUGUAUACACUCGCUAUGUACACGAUACGCCGAGAAAACACCGUCAGAUAAGCGGGAAGCCCGCUAUCUCCCUGUCGAAAAACUCAAUUUUUUUUUACACCAGCCGCGCGUUGUUACAUCGUCUCUUAUACGCGAGAGAAGAUUCCGUAACGCUGCUCGUCCGUACGUAGACGAGGAAUAAUACAAGUAUAAUGCGGUAAGCGAACGACAGGGGGGCUCGGCUUUCUUUCGAGCAACGCGACGAGUCAGUCAGUCGUGCGCCGACCUUCCGAGGGUGUGUACGUGUCGAAGAAUCGUUUCCUAUGACACACGCAUAGGUGCGCGAACGAUUGUUUUGUUGUUGACGGGAUGAGGAUGGUUGAUAAAUUGGGGGCGUUGGUCCAGUUGCUCUUCGAAGACGAUGAAAACUUGCUAGGAGAAGCCGAGGCCGAGUGCGAGAAUUGGUUUCUUUCGGAAGGACUGACGUUCAAUGAUGUGAUUCUAGAAACGGAGCUUCCCGUCAUCGAUCUCCCAACGCUCGACGACUAUCUACCGAUCGACCAAAGCUGGUCAUCCGAUUCCCUGGAAACCGCGAUCGCCGACAACGACGACGCUAACAUCAACAAGUCAUCGAGCGACGCGCCACUAGCUGGACGAAGAAAACGACGACCCAAGGCCGGUCUGACCUUGAAGAAGAAAGUCCACGCGGCGAAACAAGCCCGUAACCGCGGCGAAGCCUACAACACGUUCUCCGGUCGUUUGGUACCGGCUCGUACUCUGCGUCAACCCUGUACAGCGCUCUGUCGCCUCCAGUGCAGCGCGAGAUUCUCCCCUCAAGAGCGAAAGUCCCUGUUCCAGGAGUUUUGGAGCAUAGCCGAUCACAAGGGCCAGUGGGAGUUCAUCGCGAAGAAUCUCGACAUACUGCCCAAGGGCACGUGCACCAGUGACAAGGGCGACGAGUCGAGGAGAUCGGCGAGUAGGAGGUAUUACUUCUGGGUGGGCCAGGACAAGAGACAGGUCUGCAAGACCUAUUUUUUGAACACGCUCGCGAUAUCCAACGCGUGGAUCGGCACUGUGUGCAAGAAACUGGCGGAUCACGGCUGUGUUAACGAGGAUGGCAGGGGCAGGAUCGGUAACAGGAAGAAGGCGUGAGUGCUGGUUUUUGCUUUUUAAGGAUUUUGUUUGAUACAGGACGCUUGUUUGGACGAUGAUUAUCGAGAUGUGUGUUGUUCGAGAUUUCGUUUUAACACUCGUUAUUUAAGCUGUUUUGUUAAUAGUUAAUGCCUAAAUGCUUGUUCAUUGAAAUAUUGCAACGACUAUAAGUCUUGAUGGUUGUAACUUCAUUUUAUGUCUCGUCCAUCGGAAGAUUUUCGAUGUAAUAAGUGUGGAUCGAGUAUGGAAGAAUGAAAGUCGUGAAAAUCGACGGUACUAAUAUAACGUCUGAAAACGAGAGAGAAAAAAUUUGGAACAAAAAACUGUGCGUCCACGCAUACACUAGCUAUCGUAAAAUGAAGUUCUGUAAAUAUUUAUGUGAGCCUGCUUCAUUGUAAAAACUGGCAAGACGUGCGAAAAACAUGAUGAAAAUUCACAGUGGUUUGCAGAAAUAUGAAUAUAAAACAUCAUCUCUCAGAACCAACAACCGAACAAAUCUUUCAAUAGAACUUGAAUAUAGUUUGAACAGUUUUUUUUUUUCAAGUUAACAAUUGAUGAAUUAUCAUAAAUGUAUGUUCUUAUUUAUACAAGUUGCAUGUAUUUUGUGAAAGAUUAAAUGUAACCUUGCAAAGUUUGGCAAUUUUCCAAUUAUCGCAACCGAUAUAUCGGUAUAGGUUCACAUAAAAAAAAUCAUUCAAGAAAUAAAUCAUCGAUAUAAAAGUGAAAA